AUGGCCAAGGCUCUCAAACCUUUCAGGUGGUUUGACCAGCUGACCUGGACUUGGCCAGUGGCCCUGUCCUCCGUCUUGGCCGCCCCACCAUUCUGGCUGACGAGGAAGAUGCUUCCCUUCAAGGUGAGCAAAUGGAUGGGGCUCACCUGCUUCCGAUCACUGGUGCUGUUCUCUCCCAGUACUCGCCAGAAGAAACUGAUUCAUAAGCUGCAGGAGGAAAAGGCUUUUCGGGAAGAGAUGAGAAUUUUCCGUGAGAAAAUAGAAGACUUCAGGGAAGAGAUGUGGAAUUUCCGAGGCAAGAUGCGUGCUUUCCGGGGCCAGAUGUUGGGUUUUUGGGAAGAGGAGAGACCUUUCUGGGAAGAAGAGAAAGCCUUCUGGAAAGAGGAAAAGACCUUCUGGGAAAUGGAAAAAUAUUUCCGGGAAGAAGAGAAAACUUUUUGGAAAAAGUACCGUACGUUCUGGAAGGAGGAUAAGGCCUUCUGGAAAGAGGACAAUGCCCUGUGGGAGAGAGACCGGAGCCUUCUUCAGGAGGACAAGGCCCUGUGGGAGGAAGAAAAGGCUCUGUGGGUAGAGGAAAGAGCCCUGCUGGAGGAGGAGAAGGCUCUGUGGGAGGAUAAAAAGUCUCUCUGGGAAGAAGAGAACGCCCUCUGGGAGGAAGAGAAAGCCCUCUGGGUAGAAGGUGGUGGGCACAUCCUGGGGGAACAAGUGCCUGAGGAUGGGCCCUAUGAUGUCAAUGGUGGGCAGCAAUCACCAGGCCUCUCCCGGGGCAGGGCAUAA
Molecule: messenger RNA, 777 nt
Organism: Otolemur garnettii (small-eared galago)
Lineage: Eukaryota; Metazoa; Chordata; Mammalia; Primates; Galagidae
Gene: CCDC70
Product: coiled-coil domain containing 70
Exons: 2
Coding region: 1-777 (258 amino acids)
Source: RefSeq, a predicted model, not a curated record